Molecule: messenger RNA, 561 nt
Organism: Fonsecaea monophora
Lineage: Eukaryota; Fungi; Ascomycota; Eurotiomycetes; Chaetothyriales; Herpotrichiellaceae
Exons: 1
Coding region: 1-561 (186 amino acids)
Source: RefSeq, a predicted model, not a curated record
AUGAGGAACAAAAGUAAUGGCACAGGCACAGUCCCUUCCCUCACCCCUCUUCCUCCAGCCUCCAAAGGACUUACUGUUCGCGUUAGGUAUCAUUGGGCUUUUUUGAUCGGACCCAAGAAAGAAAAGUCCGCUCGGGAGGUUCCAGGCGUCCGCUGUCACGUCAAGAACGUCCCGAAACCCACUCCUCAUGGGCGCGCCGUCGUGUGGACGUACGAAGAGUUGAAGUUAUGCAAUGUUCGAACCACAAGCAACCUCCUGAUCCGCGUGGUCAUUGGGAAAGUCGUCGACAUGGAACGCCUUCUCGACACGAUUCGAAAUGUCCCUCUGGUGCAGAAUGAUCGGAUGUGGAGAUGCUGCACCUGGUGCGCUGACGUCCUCGCGGCUCUUGAGAGGGAUGGCCAGGCCCUAGGAACUGCAGUGCUCGAUUGGAAGCGAAUUCAAAAGGUAGCAAGACAUUACGCAGGAGAAAAAACAGCUCAGGGUCGCUUUGAUGCUGGACAUUCGAUGGACAAGCCGAAGCCGACCUGGGACAUGUUGAAGGACAAAGAAACGGUCGCUUAG